Anastrepha ludens (Mexican fruit fly) is the source of this 1665-nucleotide messenger RNA. Its product is annotated as carbohydrate sulfotransferase 13. Gene Ontology annotation, cellular component: membrane. Bases 1 to 1053 code for a protein of 350 amino acids. Gene Ontology annotation, molecular function: sulfotransferase activity. The transcript is spliced from 3 exons. Gene Ontology annotation, biological process: carbohydrate biosynthetic process. The record is from RefSeq and is a predicted model, not a curated record. NCBI's taxonomy places the organism in Eukaryota, Metazoa, Arthropoda, Insecta, Diptera, Tephritidae.
AUGUGCGCCAACAGCCAGCACAAGAAUUCAAAGAUGAGCAUGCCAUCAGCGGAGGCGAAUUCCAUUUGCUGCCGUCAAUCCUUGUUGAUCUCUUUGGUUGCGUUAACUUUCAUUUGUGUGCAGCAGUUUGACCUCAUUUGCGCUGCAUUCGAAGAUGGCAACAAUAAUAAUGUCAAAAUCACCCAACAUGGUCUUGAACUAACACAAACGAUAAAUAUACAGCGACAGGAAUAUAUGCAGAAACAAUGUGAAACAUUGGGUUACCAUACACGUACGUUAGACGAUCUAACGGAAGAGCAAAUGGAUCAUAUGAUUGUGGAUAAGGAACACAAAUUCCUCUACUGUUAUGUGCCGAAGGUGGCUUGCACAAAUUGGAAACGCGUACUAAUGAUCCUCACUGGAAAGUGGCAGAACGGCACCGAUCCAUUACAAAUACCUGCCGCUUUGGCACAUUCGUGGGGCAUGUUCCAAAAGCUCCAUACGCUCAGCGAUGAGGAACGCGCUCAGGUGCUCUCCGAGUAUACACGCUUCAUAUUGGUGCGCCAUCCAUUGGAACGUUUACUCUCCGCAUAUCGCAAUAAGCUGGAGAGCGAUUCGACGAGUGCACGCUACUUUCAGACGCGUUUUGGCCGGCAGAUAGUGAAGGCAUUCCGUGCUGGCGCCGAUAAUCAUUCGCUUGUGCGCGGCGAUGAUGUGAGUUUUUCGGAAUUCGUGCAAUAUUUGCUAACACCGGAGGUGAGCCGCACCAAUCAGUCAUAUAAUGAGCAUUGGGAACCAAUCUCGAAUCUCUGCAAUCCCUGUGUGAUGAAGUACAAUGUUAUAGGAAAAUAUGGCACCCUACUUGAUGACUCGUCACUGGCAUUACAUUUAGCUGGCGCAGACAAUCUUACAUUCCCCACUGGUCACAAGCCAUCCAACACGCGUGCACAUUUGCGUUUAUACUUUGAUCCGUUGCCGAUUAGUGCGAUAAGACGACUGUAUGAAAUUUAUAUGGAUGAUUUUCGUCUAUUCGAGUACGGAUUGGAAGAUGUGCUAGGCUUCGAGUUUGGCUGACACAAUAUACAGGCUCUACGUACAUGUCAUAGAUAAAUUUUAGAACAUAUCAAGUUACUGUAAUGGAUUUUUGCACCAUAUCAAGUAACGAUUUCUUCAACAAGACGCUUUAUUUUUAAUUUAAUGAUAUUUGUGAUGUAUGCAUAUUUUAAUAAUUGUUAUUUUUUAAGAUGUUUUUUGUGGCUUUGAAUUAGAAUUUAGACAAUGCGAAUUUUUUUUAUAUAAACACAUACCGCGCGUUUGCUGGAAGAGUGUUGUAAGUGCGCUAAUUAUGCAGAAAAGGCCGUCAGUUCUUCUGGUAUGCUGUGUAAUAAAUUCAUAGCGGCAUCUAAUAGCAGUACAUACAUAUCUCAUUUGAGGAAAGUAUGUGCCGUAGGUGUCUUUAUUUUUUACUUAAUGAUUAAUAGCAAAUUAGAAAUUACCAUUUGGUUUUCUCGGUAUUUUAGUUUUUGGAAUCUAGCAAACGCGCGGUUUGCAGCCAGGUGCUGUUUAGUUGCAUUUAGUCAUAAGUAUAAAUUAGAUGUACAUAUGUCAAAUAAAACUAAGAUUAAAAUAAGCUUUACAAUUUAGUAAUAAGCAUAAUGAAUGUACACAUUUUUUGCUACAUUCAUA